Besnoitia besnoiti is the source of this 6651-nucleotide messenger RNA. RefSeq lists its product as uncharacterized. The transcript has 16 exons. Gene Ontology annotation, molecular function: nucleic acid binding; ATP-dependent peptidase activity; ATP binding. Bases 1 to 6651 code for a protein of 2216 amino acids. NCBI's taxonomy places the organism in Eukaryota, Apicomplexa, Conoidasida, Eucoccidiorida, Sarcocystidae. The record is from RefSeq and is a predicted model, not a curated record. Gene Ontology annotation, biological process: DNA recombination; proteolysis. Gene Ontology annotation, cellular component: chloroplast thylakoid.
AUGGAGGCGACCAGCGGGCCUAUGAGCAGCAGCGAGGACGCGUCCUCUGCUUCUUCGUCUGGCGCCGCUCCUCCGCCUCUCCCCCCUGCAUAUUCUGUUUCAUCUUCAGCUGCAUCUUCUCUUUCCUCCGCCCUCACGUCUUCUCGGUCGUCGCCUGCCUCGUCCUCCCUGCGCCCUGCCUCCACUGCACCGCUGUCCCAUCCCUCUCGACCCCCGGCAGCCUCCUCUGUCGCUGCGCCAUCUUCUUCUUCAUCUGCACCUGCUGCGCGGCCGCCUCGCGCCGCGCCUCCUCUCAACAGGCGAGCGAACUCAGAAGGAGCAGGAGUCCCAAGGGAGAAGAGGCCUUGGUGUCAGCUGGCGGAGUCGCCCGCCCCGUCAUCGGUUCCUGCUUCCUCUCAACGAAGCGCAGCGGCGUGCGCGGCUGCGUCUGCAGGCGUUUCCACCCGCCGACUUUCCGCUUCGAUUCACGUCGCGCCUGAAGCCCCUGCGCUGACGCGGCAUGUGCACACACAUCGGCGUAGCGACGAGGGCGCCCCUGGGCAGCCUGAGAAACGUGAAAGAAUGGGGCUGGGCGGGACGCCAGCGGAGAAGUCGAGAGCGAACCCGAGGGCAUCUGAUGGCCUGUCUGCGGGAACGGAGAGUCUGCCACAGGAUGCACAGCCGCGUUUGAAGGCGGAAGGGGCUUCAGAGCGCCGCACUACGCCGUCCGCCUUUUUCAGACACCUCGGCAGCGCCACGGACUCGAAGCAAAAUGGAGCUUCGGCGAAGGAGGGAGACGCGCCCCCGGGGCGAGAGCGGCUAGCCAAGGGCCCUGUGGCGGCGGAGGCAUCGCACGGAGAGAGUCCCGAGGAUCACGUCUUGAAGGCACUGAAAAACAAAUUUGGAUACACGGCCUUUCGCGCAGGCCAGGAACAGGCAGUGCGAGCCGUUUUGGAAGGAAACGACGCGCUCGUUGUCAUGCCCACAGGAGGCGGAAAAACUUUGACGUAUCUUCUCCCCGGGUUGCUGCUCCCUGGGCUCGUGAUCGUCGUCUCGCCGCUUCUGGCGCUGAUGGACGACCAAGUUCGGCGGCUCCGCGAGCGCGGUCUGCCUGCGUUGGCAUUUAACUCUCUUCUCUCCGCACGCCUGCGGGCGACGAUUCUCGAGGAACUCCCGCGGCACGUCUUCCCCUCCUAUGCCGGCGACGCGCUGCCCUCAGAGCAUGCGCCUCCUUCGAGCCUCGGCGGAGGCGCGACCGCGGCCGCGGGAACUGCGGACGCCGGCGUGGCGCUUGUCGCGGUCGACGAGGCGCACUGCAUCUCUACGUGGGGUCACGAUUUUCGCAAGAGCUACAGGAACCUCUCCGUCCUUCGCACAAUCUUGCCGCAUACGCCCCUUCUCGCCUGCACAGCGACCGCGACGCCUGCCGUCUGCGCCGACAUUCAGAGCAGUUUGGAGCUGCGAAAUCCCGUCAGAGUCGGGCUUUCCUUUGACAGGAAGAAUAUCUUCUACGAAGUGCGCCUGAAAAGUCACCUGGACUCGAACCCCGGCGAGGAGGCCUGGCAGGGGAAGGGACAAGAAGACCCUGGAGGCGCGGCGGAAGACGAAGAGGAAUGGGCGCUGGCGGACAUGGCCUCGGAGGUCGCCACGAGGCACAAAGGCGAGUGUGGAAUAAUCUACUGCUUCAAAAAAUCCACGUGCGACGACGUAGCCGUGGCGUUGCGUUGCAAAGGGAUUUCUGCGCGCGCCUACCACGCCGGGCUCUCAGACUCGGUCCGCUGCGACUUGCAGCGGUCGUGGAUGAAGGGCGAGACUCUGGUUCUCGUCGCAACCGUGGCCUUCGGCCUGGGAGUCGACAACCCCAACGUGCGGUUUGUGAUUCACCACUCGCUCCCGAAGACCAUGGAAGGGUACUACCAGGAGUCGGGGCGCUGCGGACGCGACGGCUUGCCGGCUCACGCGCUGCUGUACUACUCGCGCCGGAACUACGACAGUCUGCGCUACAUCAUGGACUACACUUUCUCGCAAGUGAAGCUCUACUCGAAGGGCGGCAAGCGGGAGGACGGCGGGGCGCGAGCGAAGCGGCACGAAGGUGGAGGUCAGGCGGACGCCCCAGCGGCAGCGGGUGGAUCCGGGAGCGCGCAGGAAGACGCGAAGGCCCGCCUGGAGAGCCUCGAGAGACGCUACCGGAAAGAAAUUGCUUCUCUGAAAGCAGUGCGCGCCUACUGCGAGGAAGCGGUGUGUCGCCGCGCAUGCAUUCUCAAGUUCUUCGGCGAGACUCUCUCGCUGCAUGCUGGCGCCGCGUGGCGGCGUCUCCCGAGUAGCGGCGCAGCGAAUGCUGAUGGUCAGCAGGGCAGCAGGAAGCGCAGCAGAGCCGCAGGGGAGCGUGCAACCAGUUCUGACCAGCCGCACGCGAAAAGAGAGAAAAACGAGAGCUCGCACACAGGAGACCUAGAGACGCCGAGAGCAGAUACAGACAUGGAUUCGCAUGAAAAGGGCAUCGCCGAGAGAGGUGACGCCAGUUUUCCUUCGCACGUUGGAAAGCGCGCCCGGUGUUCGGCGUCCUCUGAGGGGGGCAGAGACGAGGCUUUGCCGUGUUGCGACCUAUGUGAGCGGCGGGAAAAGGCCGACGCCGGCGGGGCGUGUGCAUCGUGGCAGACGCCGACAAGCUUCUCAGCCUCUUCGCGCCGCCUCGCGUCGCUGGCGGCCCGCGGGCGCACGCGCGUCACCUCUCGGCGGCCAAGCUGGAGUUUCCAGGGAGGCGGCAUGGCGGCUGCCGUCGACGAGGACGCUGGCGGGGCGUUGGCACUGGGCACCUUGGAAUUCGAGCGGAACGACUCCUCCGACGGCGACGGCAGCCCGACCGCCUGUGGACGAAGCGCGCGCGCGAGCGUCCGGUCGGUGCGGCCUCUCGCGCGGGACUCUGCCGCCUCAGCGAUGACCCGCGACAGAAAAAGCACAGCGGGCGCGACGGGCGGCGGAGGCGCCGCGCGGCGAGGCCGCGUGGUCUACCACACAGCUGCAGUGCGGAGGGCGCGGCCGCUGGGGGCGGCGUCCAAGAGCGAGCGGGUGUCUGAGGCCGUGCGGGCGAAGGGCCUCCGCGCGGUGAUGCAGGAGCUGGAGCGGCAAGAAGAGCUGGCGGAGGAAGCAGAGGCGAAGGCGGGGAAGCCCUCGCGAAGUGCGUUCCUUCGCGAGCGUUUAGCAGCCGACACGCGCCCGGCCGCCGCACCCCUUGGCGCCGUGCCGCGCGGCAGUCUGCAGCACCGGGCGCCCUCGUUUGUGAAGGCCUCCGCGCUGUCGCAGAGUCGGUCCGCAAACGUGCCGGCGGGGGGUCUCGCAGCGCCGAGGCUGCAAUCGGGCCUAGCCCGCCCGCGGGGAACCGUCUCUUUUGGAGCAGCCACCGCCAGCGCGGUGAACUCCGGCGUUUGCCCACAUGACUGCUCGCAGCGGCGGGAGUCCUCCACACUCUCGCGCCUCCAGACGUGCUGCGCGAGCCUCGUCCCGACACGUUUCAGAGCACCCGGCCGAAGCAAGUGCCACUGGCUGCCAACCUCGCUCUGCAAGCCCCAGCCACCACGCCCCGCCUGGUACGGAUUCCCCCCUUUUUUUUUCGCUGGUGAUUCCGCGCCGUCCGGAGAGGACGACGCCUACCUCGCUGUAGCGACUCCGCCGCAGACUGGCGUCGCCUCGGCGCAGAGUUCUUCGCCCGAAUCGGACUGUGCGGCAGACGCAAGCGUCAGCGCCGUCCACAGGGCCCCGCUAGGCAGAUUGCUGGGCUCGCAAAACUCAGACGACGCCUUCAAACCAAUCCGCGCAGGGUCUUCCUACACGUACGCGCGUGAAUCCGAGACGAACGCGCCCUACCGCGUGAGAACUAGUCUCUCCACGCUAGUCGCUCUCGCUCCGCCCUCCAUUCCUCCGCCCUUCAUCACCCCCAGCAUGCCGGCUCACUCCAACCGGGCUUCGCCGCCGCCCUCAGGCCCCGCGCCCGACGCGGCGGGCGCGCUCCCGAGGUCGGACUCCUCCUCCUCUUCUCCGCGCGAGCCUCAGCAUCGCCACCAGUCUGCGUCAGGCUACCCGAGUCAGUCGUCAGUCUCCAGCCCUUCAGAUCCACGUCAGCCUCACCAGAGCUGGGCGUCCGGCUCCGCCCUCCCCGGGCAGCAAUCCGGCAGUCUGCCGCACGACUGCGUUGGGGCGGGGAGAAAACGAGGCAAAUUGCGGGCAGUCGUGCUGAUUUUGAUCGGCGUCUGCAUCGGCUUGGCUGUCUGGCCUAUGUUCGUCUCCUUCCUCACGUUCCGGCUCCUGCACUCGUUCCACGAAGGCGACAGCACGGACCUGGAUGCCACCGACUUCGACGGUGGGGCGGAGGACGACGGCGCCCGACCGCCAGACGGCAGCUUCGGCAGCCACAUGCGAAACAACACGACCGACACCUCUGCGGGCGCGCCCAAUGCGGCAUCGGACGCCGCCAUCGUUCCGAGGCCGCCCACUUUCCCGCCGCUCAGCUUCAACGACUUGGCAGGGUUAACGGAGGCGAAGACCGAGCUUCAGGAAGUCGUGCAGUUCCUGCGCGAUCCAUCCAAGUUUGAGCGUCUCGGCGCGCGCCUGCCGAAGGGCGUGCUGCUCGUGGGGCCGCCGGGCACCGGAAAAACUGCCCUGGCUAGAGCUGUCGCCACUGAGGCUGGCGUGCCGUACUUCUACGCGUCGGGUUCGGAGUUUGUGGAGAUCUACGUGGGACAGGGCGCGCGGCGCGUCCGCGGCCUCUUCUCGUACGCGCGGAGUCACUCGCCGUGCAUUAUUUUCCUCGACGAGCUUGACGCCGUUGGCGGGCGCCGGCAGGCCUCUGCAGGCCCCGGUGCCGGCAACCGCGAGCACGACCAGACGCUGAAUCAGCUGCUGGUGGAAAUGGACGGCUUCAACCAGACGAACCGCAUCAUCGUCCUCGCGGCCACGAACCGCGUCGACACGCUCGACCCCGCUCUCCUCAGGCCAGGGCGCUUCGACCGCGUCGUAUAUGUAUCCCUGCCGGACGUUGCGGCGCGCGAGCUGAUUUUGCAGAAGUACCUUCAGCGGGUGCCUGUGGUGCCUCCCGAGGAGACGCUGGACGGCCAGGCGCUCAAGAGCUCCUCGGGGGGCUUGAAUCAGGGCGACUCGAAGCAGAAAGACGGAACGGGAGAGGUGGAAACGACUGCCGCCACCUCGUCUUUGCCGCGUCCGCGCCCGCCCGUCGACCAGCGGAACGAGCUGGAGAAACCGGGCGCCGACGAGCCGCAGCAAGGAAACAAAAACCGCGCACCGCCGCCGCAAACCAGCCGCGACCAGGCUGCACUCAGAAGAGAAAGAGAGCGGGUGUUUCAUUCAGAACGGACGGCAGGCCCUGCGAAGGAGUCUGGGCAGUGGUACGAAGUACCAGAAAAGAAGCAACCCAUUCUCACGCAGGUUCACAAAGACCUGGCCAAACACAUGGCAAAAAUCACGCCUGGAUUCUCAGGAGCUGAACUGGAAAACCUCGUCAACGAGGCUGCUCUCCUUGCCGCGCGAGCAAACAAGGAGAUCGUCACUCUGCAAGAGCUGCAGGAGGCGAGAGACAAAGUGACGAUGGGGCCUGCGCGGAAGACGCGCGUGAUGUCGCCGUAUCAGAGGCAGUUGACAGCCUACCACGAAGCCGGUCACGCCAUCAUCGCCUUCUACCUCCAGCCCUACGCGGACCCGAUUCACAAGGCGACCAUCGUCUCGAGGGGCUCCGCUCUGGGGUUCGUGGAGCAGGUUCCGCUAGAAGAUCGCUACGGCCACGGGAUGGCGCAGCUGGAGGCGCGACUGUGUGUCUGCAUGGGCGGUCGCGUGGCGGAGCGUCUGGUUUUUGGGCGAGACGCACUGAGCAACGGCGCGAGCAGCGACAUCGAAACGGCGACCCGUAUGGCGUAUGUGAUGGUGACGGAGUGGGGCAUGAGUGAGAAGCUCGGGCCUCUCAGCUACAAGGUCCAUGGCCGCAGUCGGCGCGCCUUCAUCAGCAGCGAAACUGCCAGCGUCGUAGAGGAGGAGGUUAAGCAGCUGGUCACGACCGCUGAGCGUAAGGCGGAGAAGUUGCUCCGCAAGCACCGCAAGCAGCUGCGCGAAGUCGCAUUGCAGCUCCUAGAGAAGGAGACGCUCUCUGGAGAGGAGAUUUCGGAUAUCCUCGAUCCGUCGGGAUCGUAUCGCAAGAAGGUCGAGAAGCUGCGCAUCCGCAUGCAGCAGGGGGAGCAGCCGAGCUUUUUGCAGCGCCUCAUCGUCCAGCUCAAGCGGGGCUUCCAGUGGCUGAUUUUGCCUCGCGAUCAGUCUGAGUUUGCCGCGAGUGUCGAGGCAGACAAGCGCCAGGAGGCGCAAGAAGAGGCGGAAGAAGGAAAGAGCCAGAGUGCGUCGGCAGGGAAGCCGAAGGAUGAAGACGACAACGAGCCCGACGCCGGUCGACCGCAGGCGCCUGCACCGCCGCGGAAGAGGGAGGAAUCCGAAAACAAGGAUGCGAAGCAAAGCGAGGACCGAAACGCCAAAUAUCAGUCGGCGGGCGCACCAUUUGCACCUGCCGAUUCUGCAUUCAUGAGGAGCGACGCAGCUCUCAAGGAGGGGAAGCCUUCAGCCUACAAAUGGCAUGGAGCCCAAAUGCCCGCGGAAAAAACGCUCCGCCGCCGCAUCUGA